GACGUGGACAGCGGCAAUGGCAACAUCAAGUACAUUCUCUCAGGGGAGGGCGCGGGCACCAUCUUCGUCAUCGACGACAAGACGGGCAACAUCCACGCCACCAAGACGCUGGACCGCGAGGAGCAGGCCCAGUACACGCUGACGGCGCAGGCCGUGGCCCGGGACACCAUGAAGCCGCUGGAGCCGCCGUCCGAGUUCAUCGUCAAGGUGCAGGACAUCAACGACAACCCGCCCGAGUUCCUGCACGGGCCCUACUACGCCCGGGUCCCCGAGAUGUCCAACGUCGGCACGUCUGUGAUCACGGUGACAGCGUCUGACGCGGAUGACCCCACCUAUGGGAACAGCGCUCGACUGGUCUACAGCAUCCUGCAGGGCCAGCCUUAUUUCUCUGUGGAGCCGCAGACAGGCGUAAUCCGCACAGCGCUGCCCAACAUGGACCGAGAGGCCAGACAGGAGUACGACGUGGUCAUCCAGGCCAAGGACAUGGGAGGACACAUGGGCGGCCUGUCCGGCACCACCGAGGUGAAAAUCACGCUGACCGAUGUCAACGACAACCCUCCCAAAUUCCCGCAGAGCGUGUACACCAUGGCGGUGUCGGAGGACAAGGUCCCAGGGGAGGAGGUGGGCCGGCUGAAGGCCAAGGACCCGGACAUGGGUGAGAACGGCAUGGUGGAGUACCGCUUCCUGGAGGGCGACGGCAUGGCCGUGCUGGAGAUCAACAAGGACUCCGAGACUCAGGAGGCCGUCAUCAAGCUGAAAAAGGUGGUGGAUUAUGAGAAGAAGAAGACGUACACGGUCAAGGUGGAGGCCUCGAACCCGCACGUGGACCCGCGCUUCAUGGCCUGGGGGCCGUACAAGGACACGGCCACCGUCAAGGUCAGCGUGGAGGACGCCGACGAGCCCCCGGUCUUCAACGAGGCCAGCUACGGCUUCGAGGUGGAGGAGAACGCUCCCGAGGGGACGGUGGUGGGCAGAGUGCACGCCAGAGAUACCGACACGGCCAACAAUCCUGUCAGGUAUAUGAUUCCCCGCUAUACAGACCUGGGUCAGUUCUUCAGCAUCACUUCCCAGGAUGGCGUCAUCAAAACCACUCGUCCACUGGACCGCGAGACCCAGCCCUGGCACAACAUUAGUGUCAGCGCCACAGAGAUUGGAGGACACCACCAAGACUCAAAAGUUAGAGUAAACAUCAAAGUCAAAGAUGUGAAUGACAACCCACCAGAAUUCGCCACGAAUAAUGAAGUUCUUGUUUGUGAGAACGUUGUACCAGGAAAACUCAUUGAGACAGUCAGUGCCACUGACAAGGAUGAGAUGGCUCACCGACAGUACUUCACGUUCAGCCUGCCCCCUGAGGUGCUUAACAACCACAACUUUACUCUGAAGGACAACAAAGAUAGCACAGCCAGCAUCUACGUGAUGCGCAAGGGCUUCAGCCGGAUGACCCAGGACAUGUACUUCCUGCCCAUCGAGAUCAAUGACAACGGGGUCCCUCCCCAGAGCAGCACGCAGACCCUGACCAUCCGCGUGUGCAGCUGCGACAGCAAGGAGACCAUCCUGUCCUGCAACGUGGAGCCCUUCAUCCUGCCCGCUGGACUAAGCACCGGGGCGCUCAUCGCCAUCCUGGCCUGCAUCGUCAUUCUGCUGGCGAUCGUGGUGCUGUUUGUGGCUCUGCGACGGCAGAAGAAGGAGCCUCUCAUCGUGUUCGAGGAGGAGGACAUCCGCGAGAACAUCAUCACGUACGACGACGAGGGCGGCGGCGAGGAGGACACCGAGGCCUUCGACAUCGCCACGCUGCAGAACCCCGACGGGGCCAAUGGCUUCCUGCCGCGCAAGGACAUCAAGCCCGAGCUCCAGUUUCCCAUGAGGCCCGGCUCGCGGCCCGUGGCCAACAGCGUGGACGUCGACGACUUCAUCAAGACGCGCAUCUCGGACGCGGACAAUGACCCCACGGCGCCCCCCUACGACUCCAUCCAGAUCUACGGCUACGAGGGCCGGGGCUCCGUGGCGGGCUCCCUCAGCUCGCUGGAGUCGGUCACGACGGACUCGGACCUGGACUACGACUAUCUCCAAAGCUGGGGGCCGCGCUUCAAGAAGCUGGCCGAUCUGUACGGCACCAAAGACUCGGCUGACGACAACUCUUAACGCCACCUUGACGUCGCCUGGCUCGAUGGACACCCCCUCACCUUCCCUCCCUCCCUGUCCCCCUUAACACCACCUCCACUUUCCUUACCUAUACGGUCCUCCUCCCUCCCUUCCUCUGUCAACUAACUACGUGUAGUGUGUGAAGUUUACUAUAAGUAUACCAUGAAUCCAUCUAUUUAUAGUAAACUUUAGUUAGUUUGUUUGUUUUUUCAAGUAUACACGUGGUAUACUUCAUCCCUGUAUGGGAAAGGACAGAAAGUAUUAUGGAGGGGGUUAGCAAAUGAAAAAUAAAGGGUGGAAUACAACGUUGAUGGACUAGAGAGAAAGAGAUAGAGAGAGAGAGAGAGAGAGAGAGAGAGAGAAUAAGCGGGAAAGUAUUAAGUAGUAAUAAUAAUGGAAAAAAAAGAUAAUAAUAAAAUGAGGCACCUCUGUGGGAUGUAUGUAAAUUGCUUGUAUGCAGAUGCAAGGAGAACGGGGAGAAAUCAAUCACAAUGUAGUUCACUUUCUGUUGUUUGUAGGUUCGCAGGUUUGAGCAAUGAGGAUGUAGGUCACAGAGAGACACGGGAUUGUUGAUACUGUGAAUGAGCUCACAAAGCAGAAGAGGAAACAAAAGAAGAUUUUAAAAACAGUUGCCUUAUUAACAAAACACAAAAAAAUAAAACACCACAACGAACUUGGACUGGUCACAUAUGACUGGCCUCUAUUCCACCUAUGGAGUUUUCUGUUUCUUUUUUUUUGCUGAAUGGAUUGUCCUCUUUUUAUGCCAACCGGAACCAGACGGAUACAGCAAAAAUGUGACUCAGUAUGUGUUUUGCGCGAAUCGAGAAGAACUCCCUCUUGUCCUGCCCACGUUCACCAAUGAUCAAUGACUAAGAAAAACCUGUGAGCUCAGAAAACGCCUUAAAUAACAGACACUCUUGCAACGCAGUGCAUUUUUUUGUAACUUGAAAAAUAUAUCCUAAAGCAAGCUGAAAUACAUAUAGCGUAUGUACAGUGCUGUGUGCAGAUAUGUCUCUUGAGGAUCAAACUUGCGCCUAUUGGUUCACGUCAAUCUCUUUUUUUUUGUUAUUCGACUAUUAUUAUUUUAUUGAUUAUUGCUUAUUGUUUGCAAUUGUUUUCAUUUCUUUGUUUCUUUUUUGGCGUAUGUUAUUCUCCCUUGUGAGAAAAUAGCAAUCUGUCCUGUCGCAGUGAGAAGAAAAAAAAUGGCUAAUUUCUAUGUCAAUUUUAUGGUAACUAUUUGUACAAUUUUAAAAGUUCUUAUUUUAGUAUACAUACAGAUAUCAGUAUUUCAACAUGUAAGAAAAAUGUUACAGCAUCACACUUAUAUUUUAUGAACAUUGUACUGUUGCUUUAUGAUGUGCUUCAAUCUACGAAGCGGACAAACUUUGAAAUAAAUGCUCUUUUUACAAAA
Molecule: messenger RNA, 3553 nt
Organism: Sardina pilchardus (European sardine)
Lineage: Eukaryota; Metazoa; Chordata; Actinopteri; Clupeiformes; Clupeidae
Gene: cdh11
Product: cadherin 11, type 2, OB-cadherin (osteoblast)
Biological process (GO): cell morphogenesis; cell-cell junction assembly; multicellular organism development
Cellular component (GO): plasma membrane; catenin complex; adherens junction
Molecular function (GO): cadherin binding; calcium ion binding
Source: RefSeq, a predicted model, not a curated record